Messenger RNA from Micromonas commoda, 603 nucleotides. RefSeq lists its product with no specific name. Bases 1 to 603 code for a protein of 200 amino acids. NCBI's taxonomy places the organism in Eukaryota, Viridiplantae, Chlorophyta, Mamiellophyceae, Mamiellales, Mamiellaceae. The transcript is spliced from 3 exons. Gene Ontology annotation, molecular function: zinc ion binding. The record is from RefSeq and is a predicted model, not a curated record.
AUGGACGACGCCGCCAAGGCUGCGAAGCGCGCCGAGAUCGAGGCCAAGGUGGCCGCGAUGAAGGCCGAGCAGAAGAAGCAGGAGGAACAGAAGGCUGCGUACUUUGGCGAGCACCAGGGCAUCACCUGCGACGGCUGCGGGGCGGUGCCCAUAAUUGGCUACAGGUUCAGGUGCAAGAACUGCCCCAACCACGACAUCUGCGAGGCUUGCCACGAGCGUUGGGACAACGGCAAGGGCUCGAUGGCAAACGGGCUCGCCAAGCAGCAGAUAUCUCUAGACCCAAAGGACCACGACUUCUUCAUCCACAAGGAGCGCGGGUUCAAGCCCCUCGUCAAGACCGCGGGACCGACGCAGAAGAGCGAGAAGAAGCUCAAGGUGAGCACCCGAACCCUCCAGGCUGCUCUCAUUCGCGAGACUCCCGCGCCCGAACCAAUCGUCAUCAGUUUUUGUACCGUCGCCCAUCGCGUCGACUCGCCCAACCUUCGUGCAACCCCGGCGAUGACUGGCGAAGAAGUGCGGCUGUGGAGCCUUCUCGUGAACGAGUUGCAGGGGUUAAGAGUUUUAUUCAUCGAAAUGAUGACUGUGGCAGUUUGGUCGAAAUAG